CAGAGCAGGUGCAGGGCUCUCCCACAGCCCCGCCAAGACCCCCCUCCAAGGUUUCCUCUGCCGGAGUUGGUUGCGAAAGGCAAGGAUUCACCCCAUACUUCGAUGGACCCCAGGGGCAUCUUAAAAGCAUUUCCCAAGCGAAAGAAGAUCCAGGCCCAUCCAGCAUCAAAAGAACUUGCAAAGAUUCCCAAGAGGGAAGAGGGAAAAGAAGCAGGAGAGUGGUUAAGUUCCAUACGGGCCCAUAUUUUGCCCACUGGCAUUGGACGAGCCCGGGCAGAACUCUUUGAGAAGCAGAUUGUCCAGCAUGGUGGCCAGAUAUGUCCUGCCCAGACCCCAGGGAUCACUCACAUUGUGGUGGAUGAAGGCAUGGACUGUGAGCGGGCUCUUCGCCUACUCAGGCUACCUCUGCUGCCUUCGGGUGUCCAGCUGGUGAAGUCAGCCUGGCUGAGCUUGUGUCUGCAAGAGAAGAGGCUGGUGGACACUGCUAGAUUCAGCAUCCUCAUCCCUCACAGGUUCUUGGACCAGCCACAGCCCAGCAAAACGGACCAACACACUUCUGCUCCUCCUGGGACCCAUGACAUUCUGCCUAGGACAGCCCUAACUCCUCCCCCUCUUCCCACCAGAGCUGUCUCUCCUAUCCAAAAGGCAGAAGAGGCAUCAAGAACCCAAGCCCAGCCCAGCUCAGAUGAUGAAUCCAGUGAUGGGGAAGGGCCACAGGUUAGUGCGGCUGAUCUGGAAGCCUUAAUCAGCGGGCACUACCCUACUACCCCUGAGGAAGAUGCUGGUCCUGGCCCAGCCCUGGAGUCCUUGGAUAAAUGGGUGUGUGCACAGCCCUCGAGCCAGAAGGCAACCAACCACAACCUGCACAUCACAGAAAAGUUGGAAGUGCUGGCCAAAGCCUACAAUGUCCAGGGAGACAAGUGGAGGGCUCUGGGCUAUGCCAAGGCCAUCAAUGCCCUCAAGAGCUUCCACAAGCCUGUCAGCUCCUUCCAGGAGGCCUGCAGCAUUCCUGGAAUUGGCAAGCGCAUGGCUGAGAAGAUUAUGGAGAUCCUGGAAAGUGGACAUCUGCGAAAGCUGGACCAUAUCAGUGAGAGUGUGCCUGUCUUGGAGCUCUUCUCCAACAUCUGGGGAGCUGGGACCAAGACUGCCCAGAUGUGGUACCAACAGGGCUUCAGGAGCCUAGAAGACAUCCGAAGCCUGGCCUCCCUGACUGCCCAGCAAGCCAUCGGCCUAAAGCAUUAUGAUGACUUCCUAGAGCGCAUGCCCAGGGAGGAGGCUGCAGAGAUUGAGCAGAUGGUCCGGCUCUCAGCUCAGGCUUUCAACUCUGGGCUGCUGUGUGUGGCAUGUGGCUCAUACCGACGGGGGAAAGGGACCUGUGGCGAUGUGGACGUGCUCAUCACUCACCCAGAUGGCCGGUCCCACCGGGGCAUCUUCAGCCCUCUCCUCGACCGCCUUCGACAGCAAGGGUUCCUCACAGAUGACUUGGUGAGCCAGGAGGAGAAUGGCCAGCAGCAGAAGUACUUGGGCGUGUGCCGUCUCCCAGGGCCAGGGCGGCGGCACCGUCGACUGGACAUCAUCGUUGUGCCCCACAGCGAGUUCGCCUGCGCUCUGCUGUACUUCACUGGCUCUGCCCACUUCAACCGCUCCAUGAGGGCUCUGGCCAAGACCAAGGGCAUGAGCCUAUCAGAGCACGCCCUCAGCACAGCUGUGGUCCGGAACACUCAAGGCUCCAAGGUGUGUGGCCAAGUACUGCCCACGCCCACCGAGAAGGAGGUCUUCCGACUCUUAGGCCUACCCUAUAGAGAACCGGCUGAGCGAGACUGGUGACCCCUGAUGGCUGGAGUUCGGGGGGACUCCGCUGAACUGACCAUGUAGUACCCCUUUGGCUUCAGCUGGCUGAAGCCCUCUAUCUCAACCACCUGCUGUCUUCAGUGAGCCUAAGCCCAGGGCUCUGAGCCUGGUCCCCUGGGCCUGCCUAGCACUCUCCCAGACAGAAACAGGCUGCUGCUCUCCACAGGGCCCCCUGCCCCAUGUAAGUUGGAACAGAUGGCUGGUGUGAAGCCAGCUUCCUGUGCCGAGGGCUCAGGAUCCCCGUUCCUGCCCUGAGAAAGCUCUAACUGCUAGAAAUGGGAUAGAGGGCUGCUGGGGGGAGAGGGGUACAGCUGCGGGCCCUGCAUCAUCUAAGACCCUUCCAAGAAGAAUGAGCCAUCCCACAUGGAGUCCCUGCACCACUUCCUGACAGCUGGGGCUGCUAGGAAAGGUGCAUCAGGCUCCCAAGGAUGGCUUCUGAAGUCCCAGGGGCCCAGUAAAGUGCAUUUGA
Molecule: messenger RNA, 2320 nt
Organism: Dipodomys ordii (Ord's kangaroo rat)
Lineage: Eukaryota; Metazoa; Chordata; Mammalia; Rodentia; Heteromyidae
Gene: Poll
Product: polymerase (DNA directed), lambda
Exons: 9
Coding region: 103-1827 (574 amino acids)
Biological process (GO): double-strand break repair via nonhomologous end joining
Cellular component (GO): nucleus
Molecular function (GO): DNA binding; DNA-directed DNA polymerase activity
Source: RefSeq, a predicted model, not a curated record